AUGCAGACUGCUUCUACAAACAUUUGUAAAAGAAUAGGUCGCUCUCAGGAGCUCAGUGACUCCAAGCGUGGUACCAUGAUAGGUUGCCACCUGUGCAAUAAGUCCAUCCAUGAAAUUUCCUGGCUACUAAAUAUUCCACAGUCAACUGUUAGUGGUAUUAUAACAAAGUGAAAGUAUGGGAACAACAGUAACUCAGCCACAAAGUGAGCGGGAUUCGGGCAUGCUGAAGCGCACAGAUCGCAGAAGUCACCAACUGUCUGCAGAGUAAAUAGCUAAAUACCUCCAAAUGUCAUGUGGCCUUCAGAUUAGCACAACAACAGUGCAUAGAGAGCUUCACGGAAUGGGUUUCCAUGGC
Staurois parvus is the source of this 355-nucleotide messenger RNA. The record is from the annotation of a GenBank genome assembly. NCBI's taxonomy places the organism in Eukaryota, Metazoa, Chordata, Amphibia, Anura, Ranidae.